This is a messenger RNA of Etheostoma spectabile (orangethroat darter), 1664 nucleotides long. Its product is annotated as zinc finger protein 124. Gene Ontology annotation, biological process: regulation of transcription by RNA polymerase II. The transcript is spliced from 4 exons. Gene Ontology annotation, molecular function: DNA-binding transcription factor activity, RNA polymerase II-specific; RNA polymerase II cis-regulatory region sequence-specific DNA binding. The record is from RefSeq and is a predicted model, not a curated record. Bases 1 to 1512 code for a protein of 503 amino acids. Lineage: Eukaryota; Metazoa; Chordata; Actinopteri; Perciformes; Percidae.
AUGGCUGCGGUUCAGUGUUUGAGACAGUUCGUCAAAGAGCGACUACUUGCUGCUGCUGAGGAAAUAUUCGGAGUUUUUGAAAAAACCAUCGUGGAGUACGAAGAAGAGAUCGAUCGCCAGCGCAGACUGCUGGAUGAGGAGGAGGAAGAAGAGGAGGUUCUCACUGACCAGCAGCAGCUCUGUGUUCAAGAGAGGAACUCCAGUUUGGACCAAGAGGAGCCAGAGCCUCCACAGAUUAAAGAGGAGGAACAGGAGGAACUCUGCACCAGUGAGGAGGGAGAGCAGCUGUUACUGAAGCAGGAGACUGAUGCCUUUAUGUUGACUCCUACUCAUGGUGAACAUGAAGACCAGACUCUGAACUUCAGUAUCGGUGUGGUGGAGGAACAGCCUCUAAACCACAUUUCAGUUAAAAGCUCUGUGGUACCGAAACACAACAGUGACCCCUGUCUCCUCUCUCACAGCUCUCAUGAAGCUGAGAGCCAAAAUCAGAGUGAAGGCAAGCAUGGAGACUUAGGAUCAAGAAAUGCAGAGCCAGAACCAAAGAAGAGAUAUCGCAACAGUAACAACGUAAACAACGCUAACUUGUCAGGGAUUCAACGUAAAACUCAAAUAGAGCUCCGACAGCAACAUGUCUGUAAGGAGGAGGAGGUUCUCACUGACCAGCAGCAGCUCUGUAUUCAGGAGAGGAACUCCAGUGUGGACCAAGAGGAGCCAGAGCCUCCACAGAUUAAAGAAGAGGAACAGGAGGAACUCUGCACCAGUGAGGAGGGAGAGCAGCUUGUACUGAAGCAGGAGACUGAUGCCUUUAUGUUGACUCCUAGUUACAAGAAAAGUGAAGAUCAAACUCUGAGCUUGUGUAAAAGAUUCACUGAUAUAUUGAACGGUCAUAAAAAAAAACACACAGGUGAGAAGCUGUAUUCUUGCAAAACAUGUGGGAAAAGAUUUAAUUACCAAUCAUCUUUGAACUAUCAUUUAAGAACCCAUACAGAUGUGAAGCUGUUUUCUUGUGAAACAUGUGGGAGAUGCUUAAGUUCAAUAGCAUCAUUGAAGAUUCAUAUGAGAAUCCAUACGGGGGAGAAUCCAUAUCCUUGCAAAACAUGUGGGAAAAGAUUUCCUCAGAUGUCAUCAUUGAGCUAUCAUAUGAAAACCCAUACAGGUGAAAAACCAUAUUCUUGCAAAACAUGUGGGAAAUGUUUCCGAGCCAGCAGUCACUUAAUAGGUCACAUGAGAAUGCACACAGGUGAGAAGUCUUAUACUUGCAAAACAUGUGGGAAAGCUUUCAGAUGUAGCAGUAACUUAAAAAGCCAUAUGAGAAUCCACACCGGUGAGAAGUCUUAUACCUGCGAACCAUGUAGGAGAUCUUUCAGAUGUAUCGGGCACUUAAAAGGCCACAUGAGAUCGCACACGGUUGAGAGUUUGAACAACUGCAGCACAGAGGUUCCAGCUGUUGCAGCCAUUCAUGUGAGAAGCUCUAUGACUCAAAAAUAUGUGGAAGAUAUUUCAGAAAACUAAUCUUUAAUGUAUGGUGGCAGGAAGAACUUCACCUGUAUGUGCCCUUCAGGUUGAGACAGGAGAAAUGCCACUGGGUUUAUGCAGCAAACAGCUUUGGUCAACUAUUGGAUACAUUGAGUGGUCAUGGAGAUAGACACCAACCAGGGGCCUGU